This is a messenger RNA of Ciona intestinalis (vase tunicate), 3689 nucleotides long. The record is from RefSeq and is a predicted model, not a curated record. NCBI's taxonomy places the organism in Eukaryota, Metazoa, Chordata, Ascidiacea, Phlebobranchia, Cionidae.
AACUAAACAAAAAUGAAUUGUGGUUGUUAUAAUUAUUUACAAAACGAUUUACAUAAAUCAAUGUGUUUGAUCUAUAACUGUGUAAACAAAAUAUACCAUAGACUGACCUUAAAAUUCGAUUUUAAAAACAGUGCUUUUCGACAAAAAUUAAAACACGCUGUCGCUGAAAAUGUUCCAAUAAAGGGACUUUCCCUUAACUAUUGUGACGUCAUAAUUCAAUAAAACCAGCCGGCUUCUCUUGGUUGCCAGGUAACCGUUUUAGUGUGAAGUUUAAAUCCCUUUUUAACCCUUUUUAUUGCAGAAUUGUACAAUAAAAGCUUGGAAAAAUACUUUUAAAUGGUAAAUUAAACAAAAAAGCAUAUAGCUGUCAACGAUUUUAAGACAAAGAAGAAUGAAAGUUUAAGCUGAAGAAAAAAAGGUUAAGAACAUAUUUAUUUGCGUUUUGUAUUUUCACCCCAAUUUUUUAGGAAGUCCUUGUUAUAAACAUUCAAGCAGAUGUCUGUCACAUUAUCAACUACUCCUGCUUCUGAUACGGAAAUGACUAUCGAUGGAAACAUUAACCAAACUGAGAAAACACUCACUGAGCUACUGGAUUUAUCACUGGGGACACCAGAGAUAGGAGCAGUCAACUUCAACAUUCUCCACACGCUGUUAGGUUCAAUACUUAACAGGCUUGACCUUCAAAAUGUGGUUACCGAAGUUAGCACGGAUCACCUGCCGGUUGUAAAGUCCAGGUCUGUAGAAGUGCUGGACAAGAAAGUUUCUCAGAUGGAAAAUCGACUCGAAGUUUUGAACCAACUGCCAAGCAAUACAGAGAUAAUUGAAAAAGCGAAGUCUGGUACUGCAAUAAACUCUGCCGCUGAUGUCUGGCAACACUUGCAGUUACAGAAACAAGUAGAAACAAAUGAAACUGGCAUAGAAAAGGCGCUGUCUUUAAUUGAUGACUUGUUGCGUGAAAUUCGAGAUUUGAAAGUAAGACAGGAACAAAUGGAAAAAGACAUGAAACAGUUUACAGACCAGGCAGGGGACUUGAGUUCCAUUAAAUCCAGACUCAAUGCAGUUGAAGCUUAUGAGAAUCGGAUAAAUAAUCUACAAAAACAAGUAGAUGAACUUACUUCAAAAUUAAGCAAAUACCCUGAUGCAAGUGAAUUUGAAACCUAUAUAACAUGGCCAGUACUUGAGGAGGCUUUAAGUCAACAUAUGAAGAAGAUUGAAGAUUUGCAAAGACAGAAAGAUGCAUUGGAUGAAAUCGAAUCUCCUAUACCAACACCUUCCACUUCAAGACCAACGAGCUCAAGACUUAGUUCUGCAAAAGAAAGAUUCCCACAGGCAACUGAGAUGCUGGAAAGAAUUGGAGCAUUGAAUGAUCGCCACAAUGAGCUUGAUGAAAGGGUGGUUGUGUUAGAAGAAACCAUGCCCACCAAAGCGGAUAAAUCGGAUAUGUCUGGCCAGGCAAUACCUGAUGAUAUCUGGGAGCAACUCGCAAAACUUAAAGAGAAUAUUUCAGUGUUUGAAAAAGAUAAAGAAAGGAUGAAUGAAAUGUUGAGAAACCAACAAGAUAGCAUUGAUUGCAUGCUAUCCAUGGGGGGAGGAAGGGAGAGGACAGACGGAGGAGAGAGCUCCGGAUAUGAGUCUUCCGGAGGAUCAGCAGUGGAUGUUAGAAAACUAGAGUUAGCAUGUCAGAGAUUAAGUCAGAAGAUGGGAAACAGUUUUAAGGAGUUACAACAAGCCGAUACUGAGUUAUCGAGCACGAACAAAGAAAUUAAAUCCUCCCUCAAUGAACUAAUGAAGCAGUUUAAGGAUUUGAAAAAACAAAACGAUCAGUUAAAGCAAAACCAGGGAGCACUUGCUCGCAAUCUUAGCGCUCAUAAACCCCAGGAAAAAGGCAGUAGAGAAAUACUUGACGCUCCAGUGCUGACACCAAAACGUAGCACACUGAAGCAGCAGGAAGCAGCUACGAUCACCAACAUUCAGAAUGCUCUGCUCAACCUCCAAGCUGAAAUGGAGAAACUCAACAGACUUGUUCAUUCUGCUAUUGAUGAACACACUGCAAAGCAAAAGCAUAUCGAUGCAUUAUACGGAUACGUUGAGAAACUUGAGGAAAAGAAAGCAGACAAGGAGAAUGUAAAAAUGGAAAUUGACGUUAAAGCAGACAAACGUGCUUUGACAACCAAAGUCAACAGAUCUGACUUUGACACAACGACGAAUGAGAUCACAAAAAAUUUGGAUGAUAUGCUGGAAAAAAUAAUUGGACAGGGCAAUGAUUGGCAGCGUGCGGUAAACAAACUGUCCACAGACGUGGAUGGAAAAUUGGAUCGAAUGGAGUUGGAAUCAUUGAAACAACAUCUUGAAAACAGGUUAAAAGCAAUGCGGAAACUAUUGGAACAACGACCUGUGAAAGAAGGUUAUUCUGAUGGUGAUGACGCAGCUGGAUUCCGUAAACAGCUCAUUCAAAGUUACCACUGUAUAUCAUGUGACAGGCCCGUGGAAAUGGCACCAACAGGACCUGUACCAUCCAUACCAGCUACUGCGGGGCUUCCAGCGACAAAAUCAGUUCGACCGUACACCUCAUUCGAACUUGACCAGAUACGGCAACAGGCACGAGGAAUGCUGAUCGGUAAGAAUGCAGUAAAUUUUCGAGCCGCAUUAGAAGAGCGAGAGAUGGCCAGACUGAGAAAAUUAGAUGAGUUGGCGUUCAGAACCCAUUACCCAACACCAGGGCAAUAUCAGCAGCAAGUUCAUGAAGGAGAGGAAGAAGGAAUGGAAAAUAUGAUUCCCUCUGGUCGGGCAUGCGGGGGUAACUACACACUAACAUACCCUCAUAGGAGAUAUACAAGACUUACUCAUCUAAGUGAACUGUGGCAGGAACAAGAAGAGGUCCUGGAUGUUGGAAGAGAGGAAGUGGAGUUACAAGGACAUGAUGGACACAUCUACAGAGGAAGACUUCCCCAGCUCCCAAUUCCUAUACAGAAUCGUAAGACAAUGUCGCAAAGUGGUGGACCAGGAUAUGAUGGAGCACCACAGCAAUCCAAUAUCUCUCCACGCCCAAGCUCUGCUCGAUUAAACGCUCGCCCGCCGUCUAGCGGCCGCCGUCCGAUGUCUUCUGGAACCGAAAGACGCUCACCGCCUCACAUUUCUCCCGAUCAUUCAAAUAGUCGCAUUUCUGCCACAACGAGUGUCGAGUAACCGUCUCUUCAAACGACCACCCAGCAUUGCCCGUUAAGUGUACCGAAGUAUAUUCAACUCUGUGCCUUUCUGUGUCUAAGCCAUUUUAUUGCGUAGCGCUUGUUCGUAUAUAUAUAUUGCAUGUCCGUCCAAAUAUAGUUGAUCAACGCGUUAGCACUGUUCUUAUACACCAACACUGUUGACUUUGAGUGCCAAUCUCCGUCUUAAUUUUACCAAAAGCAGUUUUAAACUUUUAACCAACAAAUAUCGUUCUUCCAGUGUUUUCUUAUGUUUUUUCUUCUUUAUUGGCCAAACGACCGUCCGAAAAUUGUUGUACCGGUACGAACAAUAACCUCUAUGCUUCAGCCGACGCACGUACCGCAUUAUUUACUCGUUUUGCGUAUGCAAAUAGUAUAUUGUUCUAGGUAAACAAAGUAUAUAUAUUUAUACGUAGUUUUAAGAAGCGUAUGAGUUCUUGUAAUUACUCUGUUUAGUUCGUUCGCAGAAAUAAAGUAUAGAAAAAA